CUGAAAUCGACUUCCGCCUCCACAACGAUGUUAUUCAACCGUCUCAAGGUCUAGAAAGCCCAUCACAGUGAUUUUCAACAUCACAGGUUACCUUACAACACCGUGGUCUUUCAGGAGCCUCCAGCACGACCCACUGCGGGGUGUCACAGACUCUCUCCACAUACUAUGCCAGCCCAAACAACAUGCCCAAUAUCCGAGGUCGAUCGAGCACUAGCAUCGUACAUCAACUCCCGCGAAGAUACAUUGAGAAUCCGCCGGUCGCUCUCCAAGUACCUGACCUCGAGCCUCAGGCCCGUCAAUGCCGCAACCCAGAACCAGCAUCUAAACCACCAAUGCCCGCAAAGCCUGACUGCUGUCACUACAAACCCUCCUGGCCUGAAAGGUGCCAGACUUGCAUAUCUGCACGCUUUUCGGGUAAGGAAUCAGUCACAAACGAGACAUCGCGAGCUCCAGGCUUCGCUCGAAGAACUACGCAAUCGACACAUGGAUGAGAAUCCCACCAAAACUCAAUCUGAAUAUGACAAUGAGGUCAUUCGAGACUAUGUUUCCCUUAUCCGACUACGUCAUCAAUAUGGGGAGUUACAAGUCAUCCAAGAGUCCCUGAACAAGUUGCUGAGUGCAAAGCCUUCCAAUGCGUCUCUAGAUCCGAAGGCUCUAGUCAGAUAUACAAUAGGCGAGCAACCAGAUCUCCCCGCAGAACGGCUGGAGCAUCUCUCUCCGGCUCAUGAUGACCAGACUUGGAUCUUCAGAUUGAAACAGGAGGUUUUAGAAGCAAGAGCAAAAAUGGAACAUGCGCAGGCCCAUAGGAAGAAUGCUCGGAGCGCGUCUGGAGGAGCACCAGUUCCACAAAACCAGAUAUAUGCGCUCGAACGCGCGAGAGACGAGAUCGUGGAGUGGGUCCAGGGCGAACUAGCGAAGAUGGAGGAAGACUCCAUCUUCCUUGAGGAUGCUUCGCCAAUCAAACGUACCGUGAGUAAUGCUGCACCUACGGAUCUUGCCUCAGCGGAAGUUCGGAUUCAAGAUUCGUACAAUCAAUACACAUCUUCUCGGGCAAGUCUCAUAGGAACCUUUGAAAGUCUCCAACAACCACUAUCAGUGCCGGCAGACAAUUGCAACAAUCGCAAAGAUGGUUCUCAUAGUCCGGAUCAGUCACGCGAAAUAUUCAAACCUUCUAUGCCCAUCAACAAUAUUCUACCAUACCUUCCCCACCUCGCUCAAACAGCAAACACUGAGCGCUCUCUCCUCCAGCAGUCCGUCUACCUCCAAGCCCAGGUUGCAUCCGCAGAUCGAGAAAUCGAGGAGGGUCUGUUACGUCUCUCUGGCGAAAGCCAUCUCCUCCCUGCAGGAACAAAAGACGUCGCUGUUUGGAGUAGAACGGCGAUCGAAGCUGAGGCAGCCACAGAAGAGUUUGUGAAAGAGAAUUUGCAGGCGAGUCGGCAGGAAGUGAGUAGUGUGACUGCGGUCGUGGAAAUAUGCUCGCUGCAGAGUAGGGUUUUAGCGUCGACAUAAAGAGAGUUUGGAGACUUGGAAGCCAUGGUGUCAUAGUUUCAAGAAGAAUUUAUAGGCUAGAAUGCCGUUGGAACCAAAAACAUGACUAUUCUAGAGGCAUCCAUUCGCAAGAAAUCUGUACAGAAGUCGCAAAGAGAGAACUACAAUAUCGCUCUGCAACUCAGGUAAAGCUAAUUUCAUAGUCUAACACUCUAAUACUAUAUUUCUAUUUCCUAAUAUCAUAGCAACAUCAUUCUGUACAUGAUGAUAUUCCAUUUG
This is a messenger RNA of Cucurbitaria berberidis CBS 394.84, 1767 nucleotides long. RefSeq lists its product as uncharacterized. The record is from RefSeq and is a predicted model, not a curated record. NCBI's taxonomy places the organism in Eukaryota, Fungi, Ascomycota, Dothideomycetes, Pleosporales, Cucurbitariaceae. The transcript has a single exon. The coding region runs from base 166 to 1509 and encodes 447 amino acids.